Messenger RNA from Macroventuria anomochaeta, 1781 nucleotides. Its product is annotated as serine palmitoyltransferas-like protein 1. Lineage: Eukaryota; Fungi; Ascomycota; Dothideomycetes; Pleosporales; Didymellaceae. Bases 78 to 1604 code for a protein of 508 amino acids. Gene Ontology annotation, cellular component: endoplasmic reticulum. The record is from RefSeq and is a predicted model, not a curated record. Gene Ontology annotation, molecular function: pyridoxal phosphate binding; serine C-palmitoyltransferase activity. The transcript has 4 exons. Gene Ontology annotation, biological process: ceramide biosynthetic process; sphingosine biosynthetic process.
AACCCCCGAACUUCGAGGAGGUCCACGGUUUAUUCGCAGUCCGCACGGCCACAACACCCAGACUCUGAGACACCACGAUGGACCUACAUGAAGUGCAGAAUGCGACCGUCCGGUUUUUGAACGACGCCAAUACCUAUCUAGAGAGGAUACCCGGCUCUUCGAUCGCGGUGCGCUACAUCAAGUCGAGUUACCAGAAUGAUCCGGUCAGAAGCGCAGUCGAGCUGUUCCUGUUCCUCUUCGCCGUGAGGUACCUGCUUGCGCCGAAGUAUAGUACACAGAAGAAGGUGCACCUCACAGACGCGGAGAUCGAUGAGCUCGUAGAGGACUGGACGCCUGAACCGCUUGUUGCAGUGCCUACCUCGUUCGAGGAGCUCGACAAUGAGAAGAGGCCUGUGAUUGUAGGACCUACAGGACCCAAGUCGAAGCUCUCAAACGGCCGUACCGUCACGAACCUCGCCUCCUUCAACUUCUACAACUUCGUCGCAAACGAGACGCUCAAAGAGAAAGCCAUCCAGACCCUCCGCACUUAUGGUGUUGGUCCUUGCGGUCCCCCCGGUUUCUACGGCACACAAGAUGUACACAUAAAGACAGAGCAGGAUGUCGCUGCGCAUUUGGGUGUGCCCGCCUGUAUCAUCUACGCGCAGUCCUUCUCCACUAUUUCGAGUGUCAUUCCUUCUUUCUGCAAGCGUGGAGACAUCAUUGUUGCGGACAAGGCAGUGAACUUCCCUGUGCGCAAAGGUAUUCAGAUCUCUAGGAGCACGGUGCGCUGGUACGAACACAACGAUAUGGAGGAUCUGGAGAAGGUGCUGCAAAGGGUCAUCAAGGAGCAGGCCGGCAAGCCCCUCACACGGCGCUUCAUCAUCACUGAGGGUCUGUUCGAGAACAUGGGCGACGUUGUCGACCUGCCCAAGCUGAUCGAGCUGAAGCUCAAGCACAAGUUCCGCCUCAUCCUCGACGAAAGCUGGUCUUACGGUGUUUUGGGCAGGACUGGACGCGGUGUCACUGAAGCCCAGAACGUCGAUGCGACUGAGGUUGACAUGAUCGUUGGCUCGCUAUCGGGAUCCUUGUGCGCAGCGGGAGGAUUCUGUGCUGGUAAUGAGGAGGUUGUGGAACACCAGCGCAUUUCUUCAGCUUCGUACACAUACUCUGCUGCACUGCCAGCGCUGCUUUCGACAACCGCGAGCGAGACUAUUUCACUUCUGCAGGAGCAGCCUGAGAUCCUGACCAGUCUGAGGGAGAGAAUCGAGGCGAUGCGCGCACAGCUCGAUCCCAGGAGUGACUGGGUCAAGUGUACGAGUUCGGUGGAUAACCCCAUUAUGCUGCUUGUCCUUAAGGAUGAGGUCAUCGCGGCCAAGAACUUCAGCAUCGAUGACCAGAACCAGAUUCUGCGCGAUGUCGUUGACGAGUGUCUCGCAAACGGUGUUCUGAUCACACGACUAAAGCCUUUCCCACUUGGUCUCGGUGCUAACCCUCGCGACGCCGGCUGGCAACCUGUGCCUGCCCUCAAGGUGUGCAUUACCAUCGGGUUGACGAAGAAGGAGACCGAGAAGGCAGGUGUCAUUAUACGACACGCCAUCACCAAGAUCGUCUCGAGGAGGAAGUAGAGCCUCGACGACCUGCUACGAGUACGAUUCAUGUUGGGUUUGGUGAACGGAGCAUCGUCUUUCCCGUUGCAGCGAGCAUCUUUGUUUGCGAGCCACUCCUCUGUACGAAACUUGGUCAGAUAGAUAUACUUUUUGUAAUGCAUAAUACCGAUGGUUAGUCCACUGUCGACUCUGCAA